This is a messenger RNA of Mercurialis annua (annual mercury), 1402 nucleotides long. RefSeq lists its product as uncharacterized. The transcript has 5 exons. The coding region runs from base 147 to 1079 and encodes 310 amino acids. The record is from RefSeq and is a predicted model, not a curated record. Lineage: Eukaryota; Viridiplantae; Streptophyta; Magnoliopsida; Malpighiales; Euphorbiaceae.
AGAAUCGGAAGCAUCUGGAAGCAAGCAGUAGGCCACGUGGUGGUGUGAAAACUAGAAAGAAACAAAUAAUUUGAGUGGCGGGGAUUGUUCAAUCGUAAUUUCAAGAAAAGCAGAGUUCAAAACACACUUGAAAUUCAGUUAAAUCAAUGGCCACUUCUAUUUCAAUUCCUUCCUUCUUAAGUAACCCUCUUCAUUUUCACUCUUUAAAAACCCAUUCCCAUCUAAUUUCUUUCUCCAACAUUAACAUUUUACCCAUUUCUUCCAUCUCUUCCACUACUAAACCCAAAUCCACUUCUAAGAUAAUGGCAGUUAAUGAAGGAAUUACAGAAGUAAAAGUGGACGAUAAUAAUAAUAAUAAUAAUAAUUCCAAGAAGAAAAUAUUUGUUGCUGGAGCAACUGGAAGUACUGGUAAAAGAAUUGUGGAGCAGCUACUGGCUAAGGGGUUUGAGGUGAAGGCUGGCGUUAGAGAUUUAGAAAAAGCUAAAGCUGGAUUUUCUAAAGAUAAUCCAUCUCUUCAGUUUGUGAAAUUUGAUGUAACUGAGGGAUCUGCUAAGUUAGGUGAUGCAAUAGGAGAUGAUUCUGAGGCUGUAAUAUGUGCCACUGGGUUUAGGCCUGGCUGGGACUUGUUUACUCCAUGGAAGGUUGAUAAUUUUGGAACUGUAAACCUCGUGGACGCUUGUCGUAAAAAGGGUGUAAACAGAUUCAUUCUCAUCAGCUCAAUUUUAGUAAAUGGUGCAGCAAUGGGUCAGAUAUUCAAUCCAGCUUACAUCUUUCUGAAUGUGUUUGGACUGACCUUAAUUGCUAAGCUUCAGGCAGAGCAUUAUAUCCGAAAGUCCGGUAUUAACUACACAAUUAUUAGACCCGGUGGGUUGAAAAAUGAUCCCCCAUCUGGAAAUGUUGUUAUGGAACCAGAGGAUACUCUUUACGAAGGUUCUAUAUCGAGAGAUUUGGUUGCAGAAGUUGCUGUUGAGUCAUUAGUCCAUCCAGAAUCAUUUUACAAAGUUGUCGAAAUUGUCUCUCGAGCUGAUGCUCCGAAGCGCACGUACAAGGAUCUUUUUGCUUCCAUCAAGCAGAAGUGAAACAGAACUUUUGCGUAGACACGGAGUAAGUUUCUCAUUCUUGGAUGGCUUUAUCUUGCUGGUCACUUGGUUCCUUUAUUCAGUACGUAUUAUGAUAGCACAAAAACUUAUGGAGUUAAGAGAUUCAGCGUUCAGUUUCAUUUCCGAGCUUUCAUAGUCUAGAAUAAGAGCAUGUAAUUGUUGUACUGAUUUUAUAGUUUCAUUAUUUUCACAUACACAAAAAAAUGAUGGACUAUGUAGCACGGAAACGGGACACUUAGAUACGGAUAUGGCAGUAUUAUUUUAACAUACUUUUAUGUUAAAAAUAAAGUUUUUCUCAGAAA